Solanum tuberosum (potato) is the source of this 1926-nucleotide messenger RNA. RefSeq lists its product as uncharacterized. Bases 1 to 1926 code for a protein of 641 amino acids. The record is from RefSeq and is a predicted model, not a curated record. The transcript has 2 exons. NCBI's taxonomy places the organism in Eukaryota, Viridiplantae, Streptophyta, Magnoliopsida, Solanales, Solanaceae.
AUGGCUUAUUUUGGUGAGAGCCUGACUGGUGUUGCCUUAGAAUGGUUUAUAGACCAAGAGAUCUCCCACUGGCACAUCUGGGAUGAUAUGGCUCAAGAUUUUGUUAGACAAUUUCAGUACAAUGUCGACAUUAUGCCCGAUCGCAAUACACUCUCUAAUAUGAGAAAAGAGCCAAAUAAAAGCUUCAAAGAAGGGGCUCCAGUUCCUGACUAUUUCCACCACCUAACAGCCGCAAUGGGAAGACCGUUUCACACGACAAUCAAAAUUGGAGAAAUGGUCGAAAGUGGUCUCAAAACAGGAAGGAUCAUGAGCCAGGUAGCAAUCAAAGCUACCACACAGGCCAUUCAAGGUGGUUCAGGUAGUUUUGGAAAUCGUAAAAGAAAAGAGGAAGUUUUUUCGCUAACAUCAGGGUCAAGGGGUGCUCAAAGGAAUUCUAAUUGUCCUUACCUACCACUUCAAGGACAAUCUAGCUAUCCUCAACAUUACUACCCUUAUGUCCCUCAAUAUCCAGUAUCUCCAUCUCCAUACACGGUCUUCAAUGCCCAGUCAUAUGUGCAUUCUCCCAAUCGCCCACAUUUUCGAGCCCCAACUCAAGGAAACCUUCGCCCACAACGACCACCCUAUCAAGUCCCUUACAACCCUCCUUCUAUGCAAAAUUAUGCUCAAGAGCAAGGACAAAAAAGGAAAUUCACUCUAUUGGGAGAGUCAUACUCCAGCUUAUUUCAAAAGUUAAGAAAGAUAGGAGUGAUUGGGUCUAUCCCACCACAUUGUCUGAAUCCAACUGCUCCAGGUUUCCAAGCCAAUGAAAGAUGUGAGUAUCAUUCAGGGGGCCUAGGACACAACACUGAUAAUUGUUGGACCUUGAAGGGGGCGAUAGAGAAGCUAAUUGAUCAUGGAGUGGUCGUUGUGACAGAUGAUCAAAACACUCCAAAUAUGACUAAUAACCCACUUCCAACUCAAAACAAUUUAGUGGGUAUGAUCUACGAUGAUCAAGAGUACAAACUCCUUGGCAAAAUGGGAAAGUUGUUUAGGAAUAUCGGAGAGGAAAACAAGCCGAUAAAGAGUUUAGAACCAGUUGCAUCUUUGAGUGUGGAAGGUGUCAACCUUGAUACCAAAGUUUUGUGUGUCCCGGGGGUUUCGAAGGGGAUUGAAGUUCGAGCAGGUAUGCCAAAGUUGUAUGUAUCGAAAGGUUUUUCAUUAACACAACAGGACCAAAAUUGCUUGGCAAAAGGACCUAUCUUUGUUAAGCCUGUCCAACAGCUUCCGGUAACUGAUUCAAAGGUUGUCCCUUGGAACUAUAACAAAAUCGCAGUGGUUUACCGAGGAAAGGAGAUUAUUGAAGAGGUUGAUGAAGCAGGAGGGCUGACACGCUCUGGAAGAUGUUAUUCUCCAGAAGAAUUAAGAAAAGGGAAGAUGACUCAAAAUAUCCAAGUACCACUGAAGAAAGUAGUUAGUGAGGAAGAAGCAGAAGAGUUUCUAAAAAAGAUAAAGGUUCCAGAUUACUCUGUUGUGGAACAAUUGAAGAAAACCCCGGCACAAAUUUCAUUGUUGUCUCUACUCUUGCACUCAGAAGAACAUCGUCGUGUGUUGAAUAAGAUUUUGAAUGAAGCACAUGUAUCGAAGGAGACCACGGUAAAUCAGUUAGAGAAAAUGGCCAAGCGCAUAUUUGAGUCAAACACCAUCACUUUCACUAUUGAUGAGUUACCCACAGAGGGAGCUGGAUAUAACAGAGCAUUGCUUCUUACAGUGAAAUGUGAAGGGUACUAUGUAAAGAGGGUCAUGAUAGAUGGAGGAUCCGGGGUAGACAUAUGUCCUCUCUCUACGUUGCAAAACUUGAAAAUUAGCCUUGACAGAAUCGCCCCAGCAAUAUAUUUGUUCGAGCUUAUGACGGCUCAAGGCGGGAUACCAUUGGAGAAAUCAAGUUAA